UAUUUUUUUUUUUUUUAAUUUUGUGUUUUUUUGGUGCCAUUUUUUUUCUGCUUUGACUCAUCUGGGACAAGACAAGAAACAUCUGGUUCAUAUAAAUGUAGAGAAAUUCCCUCCCCUGAUUUCAGAUUGUUAAGUAAGUGUGUUGUACUAUAUUCUGUCAUUAGUGGAUCAUUCAUCAAUCUAGACAUGACUCACGCUACUUCUCCUCCUUCAAAGUUAGGUCAAACUGCUGUUGGUCAAGUUGCCGCCAAGUUGGUUAAAGUUGCAACCUCCUCACCUUUGAAUUCAAAAAAUCAUCAUGAUAUAAAACCAUUGAAAUCAACUGAAGAAUUAACUAAGGAGAUCCAUUUAAGUGAAGAAGAUGAUGGGGAUUAUGAUGAUUUAUCGAUUGGAUCGAAUAAUUUACCUUUGAAUCGUACUGCUGUUGUUGCUCCUCCUCGUCAUCCUCUUUCUAGUGGUUCUUCGAUUCAUCUGAUUCCAAAUUGGGUUUAUGGUACCACUAAUUCAUUACCAAGAUCAUCAAGUAUAUCAUCAGCUGUUUCUGGAUUAUGUUUGACUGAAAGAGGUCAAGUUGCUGUUCCUCAUCCUGAAAUAAUUCAAAACUUAUUAUUCCCUUCUUCAGAUUCUUUAAAACAAAAAAUUAUGAUUUAUCGUGAAAAAGUUAAUCAAGUUUUAAAUCAAGAUAUUACUAAUUCUGAAUCUUGUAAAGAGCCUUUAUUGAUUAUAACUGGUCCAUCCUAUAUUAAAGAUGUGGCACAAGUAAAAGCUUGUUCUCAAUGGAUUGGUUCUAUGAUUGGUAAGAAAUUCAAUAAUAAACAACAACAACAACUUCAACAACAAUUACCAACUAGUUUAUUAAAUAAUAAGCAUGAUAUUCAUGAUGAUUUAUUGAUUUCAAUACGAACUAAUUUAUCCAAAUAUAAUCAUCCUUAUAAUGAUCCUCAUAAUUCUUCUUCAAUAAUGACUUUUGAAAUAGAACAUGGUAUUCCUAUUUGUCGUGCUUUACUUUGUGAAUUAGCUGAAGUUUGUCCUAUUGUAGGUGAAACUUGUGAUACUAUAACUCCUCAAUAUCUUAAUGAUUUAUAUUGUCUUGGUUUAGUCAGUUCAACUUUAACUGAAUCUCAAUUACAUCGUGAAUUAGCUUCUGGUGUUUCAUAUCCUGUUGGUUUCAAUACUCAAGAUUCAGAAUUAUCAUUUGAUAAAUCAAUGUAUGUUCAUAAAAUUACUGCUGCUUUAGAUGCAAUGUAUGCUACAUCUCAACCUCAUCAAUUCUUAUCAGUUACUAAGAUUGGUACUGUGGCUGUGGUUGGUACUACUGGUAAUGAAGAUACUUUUAUUAUUUUACAAUUAAAUUUACAAUUGAAUUUUGAUGAAUUAAAAGUUAUUAUUAAACGAGUUUAUAGUUAUGGUAAUUUAACUAGAAAGACUCCAAGAAUAAUGAUUGAUGUUGGUAAGAUCUCAAAUGAUCAAUAUAAUGAAAAAUUAUCCAUUUUAACUCAAUUACUUAAUGAUAUUGAAACUAAACAUACCAUUGUUGGUGUCAUGAUUGAUAGUGGUGAUAAUUAUAUUCCUGAUGGAUUUGAUAUUAAUGUUCAUGAUGAAGAUGAUGAUGAUGAAGAAGAUGAGCAUGAUAAUGGAAUUGAAAUAUUCCAUGAUAAUGAAGAAAAUCAUCGAAAAUUAUUACAAUUAAAUAAAUAUUUCAUGAAAAAGAGAAUUAGUAAAGGAAUUCAAGCCAAAUUAUUCAAAGCUCCAAAAGUAACUUCAAAUGAGUCUACUAAUAUUACUAAUAAUAAUAAUAAUUAUCGUUAUGAAAAUCUUAUUAAUGCUGAUAAAUUUAUUUCUGAAUUAAAUAAAUUAAGUAAAUCAAGAAGAUCAUAGAUAAAAAAAACCCAAAAAGUUAAAAUAUUUAUUAAACAUCAUACGUGUAUUUUAUAGAAGAUUGUUUUUAAUAUAAUAUAAAUCUAAUUAUUUUCCAAACAAAUUUAACAGUUAAUUCAACUCCCUUGUAAAGAUUAACUAUAAUCCAAACUAUUCUUAAUAAAAUAACAAUAAAAUUCUCUAAACAAAAAUAUAACAUGGUAUAAUUAUCCCCAUCUUUAAUUUUUAAAUGACUUUCCUUUAAUCUAUUAGUUACGGAGUUCCCAAAUAAUGAAUUAUCCAACUUAUCCAAUUUUUCAUUAAUUUUUCUUAAAUCAAGCGUCAAAGAGGCAUUAAUCUCACUAAUGGAUCUAUCACUAUUACUCAAGAGAUUAUCGAUCCGGACCGAAUAAUCAUCAUUAAUCAUGUGCGCCACUGAUUUGACUUCAUUCGAGAACCCUUGGUAUAAGUCUUCAUAUUCAGGUAAGUAAUCAUCACUUAUCUUUGUGGUGGC
This is a messenger RNA of Scheffersomyces coipomensis, 2371 nucleotides long. RefSeq lists its product as uncharacterized. Bases 187 to 1878 code for a protein of 563 amino acids. Gene Ontology annotation, biological process: aromatic amino acid biosynthetic process. Lineage: Eukaryota; Fungi; Ascomycota; Pichiomycetes; Serinales; Debaryomycetaceae. Gene Ontology annotation, molecular function: 3-deoxy-7-phosphoheptulonate synthase activity. The transcript has a single exon. The record is from RefSeq and is a predicted model, not a curated record. Gene Ontology annotation, cellular component: cytoplasm.